Molecule: messenger RNA, 2371 nt
Organism: Pipra filicauda (Wire-tailed manakin)
Lineage: Eukaryota; Metazoa; Chordata; Aves; Passeriformes; Pipridae
Gene: ST3GAL1
Product: ST3 beta-galactoside alpha-2,3-sialyltransferase 1
Exons: 7
Coding region: 615-1640 (341 amino acids)
Molecular function (GO): beta-galactoside (CMP) alpha-2,3-sialyltransferase activity
Source: RefSeq, a predicted model, not a curated record
UGAGCAGCAGUGGGCAAGAGGAGCGGACUCAGUAGCAGAGUUGGGAGCCAGGGAUGGAUGUUACAUUUCUGCCUCAGGCUCUGUAAGGGUUGCAAACUGCUCUCCAUGGCUUAAAUGGGCGUCAAAGCAUGUCUCUCUGAUGGAAUGUACAUCCCCAAAUGAUCCAAUCCCUCAAGAACUAACUUCUAAGAAAAAGAAUAACCACCCUCUUCUUUCUACAAUUUGCUUGUUUUAAUGUCUGGCUUACUCUUAUGUUCAAAACCUGAAUUUUAAUGCUGAUAUUGCUCCCCUUUAAAUAUUCUGGUACACAGAAAGACAAGCGUCUGUGUCCAUUAAACUCUCAUCAGGAGAGGGUAGCAGCAGGACACAGAGAGGUGGAAGGAACUUGGAAGCACUCUGAGAAAAUGAAAGGAAAUACUCAGCUUUGCCUUUUUUAAGCCCGUUUGGGAAAGAUGAAGCUUCUUCCCUUAUGGAUGAAGGUAUUGGAGUUAGUCUGUUCAGCCUAAGCCCGGAGUAGUAAUUGAUCGGUGCCUGCUGCACCUUUUCCUUUUUGCCUUACACUGGACCCUACAUUGUAUUUGAUCACCAGUGGUGGCAGAACCUGAGUGGCAAAGAUGGUUGUAAGGAGGAGAAAUGUGAAAAUGUUUACAUUCGCCUUUUUGCUCAUCACGGUAACAUCGUUUCUGCUGAACUACACACACCAAGUGACCACGACCACCUGGGAUCCCAGACAUCUCGUCAUGCAGUUUUCAGAGCAAGUCCAAAAACUCUUCAAGUACCCCAGGAGACCUUGCAGCUGUCACACAUGCAUUUCGGAGAUGGGACAUUCCCUCUGGUUUGAUCAGAGAUUUAAUUCAACUAUGCAACCUUUCUUGACCUCACAAAAUGCCUUGAUCCCAGAAGACAGCUACAGGUGGUGGCUGAAAUUGCAAGCAGAGAAAGCUCCGAGGAAUUUGAACACUACUCUCGCAGAAUUGUUUGGGGUCAUUCCCGGGGACGGGGAUCCCCUGCAGGAGAGAGGUACUUACACGUGCAGACGAUGCGCUGUCGUGGGCAACUCUGGGAACCUCCGGCAGUCGCAGUAUGGCCGAGAUAUUGACUCCCAUGACUUUGUGCUCAGAAUGAACCGUGCCCCCACCGCUGGCUACGAAUCAGAUGUUGGGAGCAAGACCACUCACCACUUUGUUUAUCCUGAGAGCUACAAAGAGCUGGCAGCAAAUGUGAGCAUGAUCCUGAUCCCCUUCAAAACCCUGGACCUGCGCUGGGUUGUCACCGCUCUCACCACAGGCACCAUCAACUUCACAUAUGUUCCAGUUCCACGGAAGAUCAAAGUCAAAAAAGAAAAGAUCCUGGUUUACAAUCCAGCAUUUAUGAAAUACAUCUAUGAAAACUGGCUCGACCAUCAUGGGAGAUAUCCCUCCACAGGCCUUCUGUCUUUGAUGUUUGCUCUCCACGUAUGCGAUGAGGUGAGUGUGUACGGCUUUGGAGCAGACAGCAAAGGACACUGGCAUCACUACUGGGAAAACAACACUUCAGGUGGGGCUUUCCGGAAGACAGGCGUCCAUGACGGGGAUUUUGAGUUCAACAUAACUUUGACUCUUGCCUCCAUUGAAAAAAUUAAAUUUUUCAAGGGCAGAUGACCCUGGCCAUGGGGAGGAGUGGGGGCUGCAAUUUCCAACAUGCAGCAGAACAAAGCUCAGUGAAGAUGAUCUGGGUGCCAGCCAGGUUUGAAGGCGUGGACCUGCGGUGGAAUCGGAGCAUCUCAGACUGCAAGGAACUGGGCCGAGGACCGGCCUCCACGCUGCACAUGAUUUCCUAUCCACGAACAGCCGGGAGCUAUCAAUCAGUUGUGGGAAUAAAUUAGUCUCUGCUUAGGCUCUACGGCUUGAUUCUUGAAUUCCUGAUGAAAGAUCUGCCUGUUGCAAUUAGAGGAAACCUGGGCACAGGAACUGCUGUCUGUGUGUCCAUUCUUUCCUUGAGCAAGGCAGUAGAUCCUUGAAGAAGAGUGAAAACAACCUUUGGGACCUGAGACCCAUUAAGGCAGCUGUGAACAUCAUAGUAAGGAUUACCUCAAAGAAAUGAAUUCACUUCUGCUGUUGAUCUUCUUUUGAACUGUUUCUUCUGUUUUCUCUAUUACUUCUGUUUCCAUGCUGUAUUAAGGAAAAACAUGAUGAAGUUGCCUGGAGUAGUAAAUAUUUGAACCAUUGCCUCAUUCUGCAUUGAUAGUAUCUAGAAAAUAUGAAUCAAAACAUUUCUUAUCUUGUAGUAUUUAAUAUUGCUUCCUAUACAGCCAUAAUGAUGGAGAAAACAAUACUGAAAACUCCAGAAAAAAAAAUGGCCCUUUUAGCCACUUAUUUGUCUUGUUUUGUUA